Messenger RNA from Sphaeroforma arctica JP610, 1137 nucleotides. RefSeq lists its product as hypothetical. The transcript has a single exon. Bases 470 to 982 code for a protein of 170 amino acids. The record is from RefSeq and is a predicted model, not a curated record. NCBI's taxonomy places the organism in Eukaryota, Ichthyosporea, Ichthyophonida.
CCAGCUAUGUAUUUUACGACUACUCCUAAACACACAACGUUAUUAUGGUGUCAAACUGGCGCUUCUAUUACACCUGGUACUAUUACUUCGCCACGCAAACUGUGGUCACUGUAAUUGCUGUAAUAGUUUACAGUGUAUAUAUUAGGACAUGUUUGACAGUUCUUGCCACUCUGACAUUUGAUUACAAGAUUACUUCUGCUUAUCAACCAAAAAAAUUCCAUGCCGGAAACCUGUAGAUGCUCUAUAGCCGGUGAUGCAGUGUAUACGAAAUAUGAUGAGCACUUCAGAAACAGACUGGUGCUGUUUAAACUUGCUCACAUCGAGACCCUUGGUAUUGGGCCCUAUCUCAGGGCUGUGCGUCACCCACAUGUAUGCAGUGUACAUUUCGCCAUAGAAGACUUCCACUUAUCUCCGCGAGGAGACGGCAGUCGUGAACGACCGUAUGAAUUCGGUCUAUUAAAGACAGUUAAUGGUUGAACUGCAAGGCCGAUUUUAUAUGUCCCGGUGGGGGGACCACUCCUACCAGGACGAGGAUCCUGGAACGUUGACACCCGCCAGCCAAUGGGAGUAUACUACGAUCGAGGACUUCGCGCUUGUUGCGGGAGGUUUAUCGGCGCGUCAACCAUUAGAACAUGAGACACCGAUGUCCGGCUCACCAUCUCGAUCUCCAACUUCCACUGCUGCUACUGCUUUUAGUGCGCAACCUCCGAGACACCGAGCUGGUAGUCGUGGCCGUACUACUCAUACUACUGCGCACAGUGCUACUGAUACUUCUGCUACUGAUUGUAGUGCGCAGUCUCGUACACAAAUAAUUCUGCCAUCACCCUUGCCUACACCUGUUCAGCUCCGUCCGAGACAAGAAGCUGGUAGUCGUAGCCGUACUACUGUGUACAGUGCUAUUACUUCUGCUACUGCUCGUAGUGCGCAGUCUCGUACACAGGUAGUCCUGCCACCCGCGCUUUCACCGAAGCAUCUGCCUUAGAAAUAUAAAACCACGCGCUCUGGGGCUACGUUUGGAUCCUCUGGCUCGGCGCUCUGGCAUGUUGAAGAUAAACCAGCACCUACGGAACCUGACCUCCUCGAUCCAUGUCCUGAUUAAAGUGGUGAACCGACUGGUGAACAGUGGAAAACAAUAAA